Molecule: messenger RNA, 2943 nt
Organism: Parnassius mnemosyne (clouded apollo)
Lineage: Eukaryota; Metazoa; Arthropoda; Insecta; Lepidoptera; Papilionidae
Source: the annotation of a GenBank genome assembly
AUGUCGGACCCUAAACGUGCUACUCUUAUAACAGUGGGUGCUCCAAAAAGUGCAAAGAAAAAUGUGACAAAAACCGUGAGAUUAACUAUAAAUUUGGAUGAAAGCAACGAAAGUAAAUAUUCCGAGCUGAAUUACAAGGAACUAGUCAUAGCAGAAGAGAGAAAGAAGAGAGUUGUAAAUGGCAAGACUGCAGGGCUGGACCCAUUCUCAGAUAAUGAUGAUGACGUGGAACGAGUCGCCAGAAAAUUUGAACAGAAAUACGGAGGUAAGAGCACCUACGGAAGAAGGGGAAGGUCGAAGCACGACGACUUUGCCGACAUUGGGGCUGGCUAUGAUGAAAACGAUUCGUUCAUUGAUAACACACAUGGCUACGACGAGAUGAUCCCACCGGAAUGUGACACGCUGUACGGUGGCUUCUACAUAAAUAGUGGCUCAUUAGAGUUCAAGACAGUAUCUGAUGAACACCAAGCCAACUCUGAGGAAGAACCUGCUGGCAGUAGAAGGUUGAAGCGACGUAUAUCCUCAAGCAGCAGUGAGGAAGAGUCUUCGGAGAGCUCGUCAGAGUCUGAGAGCCAGGACGAGAAGGCCCCGAAGGCGAUCGCCAAUGGAACCGUGAACUCACAUAAGACUGAGCAUCGGAAAAAGAAAAACAAAAAAAUUGAACAGAAAAAAGCCAAUAAGAUACGUAGGACCGAUUCGUCGGCGGCGACGUCAGGCAAACAGACAUCCGACGAUAACGCUCCAGCGGACGCUGAGAGUGCAGACUCUCGUACAUCACAGUCAGAUUCUCUAACUUCCAAGCCUGCUCCGAGCUCUGAAAAUGCUAUCACUUCAGAUAGUUCUAGGGAUGUGGAAGCAAAAGUGGAGGUGAAAUUACCUCAGCCAGUGUGCCAAGUGUUGGAAGAGUUGGAUGCAUUCAGUCGGCAGCUACUAAAUAACAAAACCCCAACUGAAGAGGUGGAAAUAAAGAGUGAUCCCUACAUUACUAGGUUAGAGCGUACAUUAUCUAAGUGUAACACAUCGAGUCAAGCUCAGCGCAUCGCAUGGAGCAAGGCUGCGCGUAUGCUUAGAGUAUCCCGACAUCGGCUGUUACAAAAAGCCAGGGCUCGGACACAAACAAACACGGAUAAUGAAACGCCAACUACUGCCUCAACUACUCAAGCUAGCAUUGUUAACACGGUAACAACAACACCGCCUACAACAAACACAACAACAAAUACGACAUCAACAACAAACACAACAACUACAACAAACACGACAACGGCAACUGUCGCGACAAUAAACUCAACAACACAGAGCAACAAGCGCAAGGUUGAUGAAGAUGCAGAAGAUUUGGACAUCAGCAGGUUGACCACUGAGGAGAAGGAAGCAAAAAUUGUUGAUACACUCCGAAGGUUGAAAGCUUUAAUAGACGAGCGAAAGCCAGGUAUGAUGGCCAGCUAUAAUGCAGAGUGUGAGAGGGUUCAAGAAGAAAGAAAAAAGAUUCAAAUCGCUUCACGGUCAGAAGGUGCACCAGUGGUAGAGAAACGGCUGCCAAAACGGCGGUUCCCUUGGUGUACCCGCAGCAGAUCACUCCUGGCGCGGUUGGCGAGACUGGGUGGCCAAGACGCCCCGGACCUACUGGCGCGUAGGGCUUUACCCCUCUUUCCUAAGGGCUUUGUGAGGAUGCCCACCCUACUGCGACAGGCUGAUAUCAGUAAAGAAAUGAAGGCAGCAGAAGCAAAGCGGCAACGAAUCAACUCAAUGUCGCAACCUGCAGUCAUCAAUCCACAGCCUGUUCAACCGUUCACUGAACAGAUACAAUUCCCCAGCUCUCUUACAGUCACCACAAGUGUUAAAACAACGGAAAAACAUGAAACCGAGGACAAGGACUCGAAAUAUAAAAUCAAUCCUGCAGUAUUUGGCUCCAUUAUUAAUAGUUAUUCCUUAAAUAAUGAUUUAAUAGUUGAGAAAGCAGACGACAAAAAAAAGGAAGCUGUGGAUAAAAGUAAAGAAGACUUGUACAUUCCUCCAAACAAUAUUGGCAGUAUAACAAUUACGCCUGUGGUUAACCCACCUAAACCCGAGAAAAAAAUUAACAAUGUUACUAUAACUGAAAAACAGAAAGAACCAUUAUUAAGAGUGAAAUCUCCCGCGGCUUUGAACGAAAUGGUCAAUAAAAAGGAAAAAGAUAAACAUAAAAAACCAGACAAACCGCCAAAGGAAAAGAGAGUAGAAUCCCCACUCCAAAUAGACACCAGUUACCAAUUAAAUAAGAAAGAACCAACACCUAGUCCAAAAUUAAAAGAUGAGAUCAGUCAGAAGCAAAUAGAAAGUAUGAGAACAGCAGAGGACAAUCUGCCAAGGCCUGCAUUAGUUCCCGUCCAUCAUUCUCCCACGUUUGCCAAACCUGAUAAAAGACCUCCCGAGGUGAAAAAGAAGAAAGAUGUUGUGAUAAUUUCCGAUAUGGACCCAUUAGGGGAUGUUCAACAGGAACCUUUAGCAGUGGACGAUAGUAGCAGUGAUGUAGAGGUUAUUGAAGAGAAAAAUAUUGACAAAAGUGAACGGAAGUGUGAAAGCAAGAACAAUACAGUGCCUUUGAAAGACAAAGUGAGUGUGAAGGAUGUGCAAAAAAAAGUGAAUAGUGUUAAACAUAAAGACUCAAGUACAAGUAAAGAGGGUAAAGAGUGCUCACGAAGGAAUGAUUCUCUGGAGGAGUCAACAAAUGAAGACAUAGAUACGCUUAUGAGAAAUAUUAUGGCUAUGGAGCACUCCCAAGAGCCUGCAAAGUUAAACUGCAAUUCAUACGGGGGAGUCAUUACCAGUGCAAAACACGAGAAGUCUUCCAACCAAAACUACAACGCAAGGAAUGCUAUAUUCGUGGAGCCACGUAGUGAGAAAGAUAAAUUCGCAGAACGAACUUCUUUGAACAAAAUGGAUGGAUGUAGCGCCAUCACAGGUUGA